UGGAUCCCGAGAUCCACACGGGUGGCCAGCUGGCGGGAGGGGACGGGGUCAAAGGUGGAAGGCUUCAGGCUGGUGGGGAGAGAAGGGGGCCCGGACCCAGGUUCGGGAAGGGGAAGGACGUGGGCCAUCCAGGCCUGUGAACAGGAUGGACUCUUGUCCCCGUCGGGUGGUUACCGCUGCAGGGAGGGCUGCUGAGACCGGGCAGCGCAAUUUCUGGAUCCCAGGCGGCGGAGUCAGGCUGAGCACAGGCUGUGUGUGCCCUGCGUCUGGGAGACAGUGGAGCCCAGAUUCCUCAGCUGAGCCGGCUGUGAUGGAUGGGGUCACACCCAGCACCUGUUUUGUACGGUCUCUGCAGACCUUUCGGCUCCUGAUGACAAGAGAUCCAGAUGCCGAGUCAGCUCUGGCUUUCCCUAACUGGUUUGCUCUGAGAUGCAGAGUUCUGGCUUCAGCGACAAAGGGGAUGAUACAAAACAGCAUUCUGUCAAGUGAGGGACCAAACAACACCAGAGAGAAUGAGGUCACCGGAGGGCAUCUGGGGAGGCUUUAUUUCUGAUUGGGACCAAGCGUGGGUCUGGGCUUGCGUGGGGAUUUCCAGGGUGCUUUGGAGGUGUCCGGGAGACGAUGGCUGACUUACAUUUCUGCUCUGGUAGGCUCCUGGCCAGAAGCUGGAGGGGGCUUGGCCAAUAAGAAGGAGAAACGACGGAGUUGUGCUUUCUACCUCUGAGAUAGAAAUGUCUGCAGACGGCAGAGCCGCCCAGGCUACCCAGGACAAGGAGAGAGCCCGAGAGGUUCCAGGUCAUGGGCAUCCUCGUCAAGGAAUGCUCUCUGAGUCAGAGGAGACGGUGCCUUUGGGAGCUGCUCAGGAGUCUCCCCACAUCAAGACGGAGCCGGAAGAGCCACAGCCUGAGGGGGCAUCGCAGGGGGCCGGGGCCCGAGGAGAGCAGGGCUGGGUGUCCCUAAGCCAGGGCUCUAAGGACAAAGCUCUUUUCCUGCCCGGAGGAGCCCUCCCCUCCCCCCAGAUCCCCGUGCUCUCUCGUGAGGGGAGGACCAGAGACCGGCAGAUGGCUGCGGCGCUCCUCACCGCCUGGUCCCAGAUGCCAGUGACCUUCGAGGACGUGGCCCUGUACCUCUCCCGGGAGGAGUGGGGGCGGCUGGACCACGCGCAGCAGAACUUCUACAGGGACGUCCUGCAGAAGAGGAACGGGCUGUCCUUGGGGUUUCCCUUCAGCAGACCUUUCUGGGCCUCCCAAGGACAGGGCAAGGGUGAGGCCUCGGGCUCCUGCCGGCAGAUGGGAGAUGAGGAGAAGACAGGAGCCAUUGAGGUGGGGAAGGAGGAGCCGGCCCCAUCCCCGGCAGCCCUCCGGGACGCGAAGUCCUUCCGAAGCAGGGUGGGGAGAGCGCAGGGGAACGGCCUGCCGCGCGGGCAGGAGGUGGCCAGCGGCCAGAGCUCAGGGGCAGCCAGAGACGAUGCGCAGCCGGGCCCCCCGGACGAGAGGCCGGCGAAACCGGCCCCGCCCGAUGCCAGCCUGGCGAAAGCCCCGGAGGGCCGCCUCCCAGAGAAACCCAGAGAGGGGCGGACGGCCACCCCCGAGGGCAGCGAGGAGGGCCUGGCCCCCGACGGGGACGCGGGCAAGAAGACGUACACGUGCGAGCAGUGCGGCAAGGGCUUCAGCUGGCACUCGCACCUGGUGACACACCGGCGCACGCACACGGGCGAGAAGCCCUACGCCUGCACGGACUGCGGCAAGCGCUUCGGCCGCAGCUCGCACCUCAUCCAGCACCAGAUCAUCCACACGGGCGAGAAGCCCUACACCUGCCCGUCCUGCUGGAAGAGCUUCAGCCACCACUCGACGCUCAUCCAGCACCAGCGCAUCCACACAGGCGAGAAGCCCUACGUGUGCGACCGCUGCGCCAAGCGCUUCACCCGCCGCUCGGACCUGGUCACCCACCAGGGCACGCACACGGGCGCCAAGCCCCACAAGUGCCCCAUCUGCGGCAAGUGCUUCACGCAGAGCUCGGCCCUGGUCACCCACCAGCGCACGCACACCGGCGUCAAGCCCUACCCGUGCCCCGAGUGCGGCAAGUGCUUCAGCCAGCGCUCCAACCUCAUCGCGCACAACCGCACGCACACGGGCGAGAAGCCCUACCACUGCCUCGACUGCGGCAAGAGCUUCAGCCACAGCUCGCACCUCACCGCCCACCAGCGCACCCACCGCGGCGUCCGGCCCUACUCCUGCCCGCUCUGUGGCAAGAGCUUCAGCCGCCGCUCCAACCUGCACCGGCACGAGAAGAUCCACACCGCGGGGCCCAAGGCCCUGGCCGUGCUGAUGCUGGGGGCGGCGGGGGCCCUGGCGGCACCCCCGCAGGCUCCCACUUAG
Panthera uncia (snow leopard) is the source of this 2378-nucleotide messenger RNA. It is a transcript of the gene ZNF205, whose product is annotated as zinc finger protein 205. Gene Ontology annotation, molecular function: DNA-binding transcription repressor activity, RNA polymerase II-specific. Gene Ontology annotation, biological process: negative regulation of transcription by RNA polymerase II. Lineage: Eukaryota; Metazoa; Chordata; Mammalia; Carnivora; Felidae. The transcript is spliced from 6 exons. The coding region runs from base 732 to 2378 and encodes 548 amino acids. The record is from RefSeq and is a predicted model, not a curated record.